AAGAAGAAAAUGAUCUUCCGCCACCAGAACGUCGACGACCACCGCCACCACCACAUAGCAACGGCGACAACGAAGAUACUGCAGCAAGCAAACAUCAGGACGAGCCAGAAGACAAGGCUUGUUGUCCUUCUGAAUGGCCUAGUGGUCGUGAGGAUGAGGCUUGUUGUUCCUCUGGCCAAGAUCAAGAACUAGAACAAGAAGGUGUACAACAUGUAAAAACUCAAAAUCCUUUGAAUAUGUUGCAGUCUUCUUAUACUAGCAGAACUGCCAUGAAGGUAGCGGUCAGUAAGGCGAGCGUGUACAAAAUUACUGGAGAUGUUGAUACUCCUUCUUCGAGGACGGACCAGAAAACGUCUGCGGCCGCUCCGGAUCAAGGCGAAACACCGAUAAUUGAAGAUACAGCAAAUAAUGAACAGCACGAUGAUGAUGAUGAUGAUGAUGAUGAUGAUCAGCAGGAAGAUGACAUUGACAUGAACAAAGACGAGGAACAAACGAGCAGUGCUAUAGAGCGCCAGCCAUUCACGUUGCUGAACAUCCAAGAAGUAGAACAGUCAAAGAUGAACAAACAGGCGUCUACGACCAGUUGUAGUGCUGCAUCAACAUCCCGCGACGUCGGUUGCACAAUUACUACCUCUACCAGGAGUCUAGGAGUUGUCAACACCAGCGAUCCAAAUCCAUCAGAGCAGCAACUAACAUUGGCGCAACUCCGCUUGGCGUCAUGGCUGUUGCAACGAUACGGGACGGCUGAGUUGGCGAGCGAGGCUGGUUUUAUGUCUCUCUCUUUUCUUCUGAACGAAAUCGGUGACGGCAUAAUCCCGC
Amoebophrya sp. A25 is the source of this 819-nucleotide messenger RNA. NCBI's taxonomy places the organism in Eukaryota, Dinophyceae, Syndiniales, Amoebophryaceae. The record is from the annotation of a GenBank genome assembly.